UCUUUAUUGUUUCGCUAUGCCUUUCUGUGUUAACCUGCACUGUGAUGCAAGUGCUAGGCUAGCUAGCUAAAAUCCGGUGUACUGUAACUUUUACCAACAAUGACUGCUAACAAAUCUCUACCUCAGUUUAGUCCAGAUUAGAACCGGGGGGAACAAUGGGGCUUGUGCAAGGCUCGCUUCUGCCAGAUGGCGGAAGUAACACUGGAUAUCACGUCCAUGGGGUACGUAAAAGGUUCAGGAACACUCUCCUGCCUUUAAGGCUGGUCUGGAGCCUUUCUUUGACUUCAUCCUCUCGAUAGGAAACACCAGACUUAAUAAAGAAAGCGACUUGCUCAGGGACCUCCUUAAGGCCAACAUGGAGAAAGCGGUUCGACUUGAAGUGUACAACUCUAAAACCCAGCGCGUGAGGGAGCUGGAGGUGACGCCCAGCAACAUGUGGGGGGGUCAGGGUUUGCUGGGCGCCAGCGUUCGCUUCUGCAGCUUCGAGGGAGCCAAUGAGAGCGUGUGGCACGUUUUGGAUGUGGAAGCCGACUCCCCUGCAGCACUGGCUGGUCUGAUUGCACAGGAUGACUUUAUAGUUGGAGCCGACCAGGUGUUACAAGACUCAGAAGAUAUCUUCUCUUUGAUUGAAGCUAAUGAGGGGAAACCUAUGAAGCUGUUGGUGUACAACACACACACAAAUCAGUGCAGGGAGGUGGUGGUGACGCCAAAUGGAGCGUGGGGAGGAGAGGGAAGCUUAGGAUGCGGGAUCGGCUACGGCUAUUUGCACAGGAUUCCAACACGACCCGCUCAGCUGGACCGAUGUGACGAGGCAUCAGGCCUCAGAGAAGCUCAGGUGGCUUCCUCGGCUGAAAGUGGCUCAAAUAUUGAGGAGGAGCAAAGUCUGAGUUCAGUUUUUCCCAAGCCGCAGCACAUCGACGAUUCCAACGCACCCAAAGCCACGACUCCAGAUCUCACUGAACACGAUUCCAUCGGUGACGAAGGCCACAGCUCCAUGUUUGCGAAUCGCAGAGACGACACAGAUCCGUGUAUCUUCGAUCAUUCAUCGUUUGAUCAGAGAGCUCCGUCUCCAGAGAAAACAGAGGAGUCUGACCUCCAUCGGGCAGAAGAGUCCGGUUUGGACCUGACCAGAGAAGCUACGGAUGACAUCACUGAUGCGAACAUCCCAGAAACGCUGGAUCUGAGCAACACCGAACCUUCCAGCUCAGGUCAAACUUUAGAGGAGAGGUUGGAGGCUGAUGCUGCAGAAGCGUGAGAGAAGAUUUAAAGAAAUCAUUGAUGCAAAAAAAAAAAACCAACCUUUUAUCACUGGGACUUUUUGUUUAGAGGGUUUUAUUUCCACCAGUGCCGCUGCUGCAUGCUACGUUGCACAUUUAGGAGGAAUGUUUUACUUAUCCAGCACAGGAGAAAUGAAGAUGAAAUAAAAAACUGAAUGUAUUCUUGGUUUAGACACACUGGAUGAAGCUUUAGUUCAGUUAUUUACUGGAAAAUAUCUGACUUGUUUGCACAAAAAAGUCUAAAUAUGGAAAUAAAAAUGCAGCUUUGAUGUUUCCACUA
Molecule: messenger RNA, 1557 nt
Organism: Nothobranchius furzeri (turquoise killifish)
Lineage: Eukaryota; Metazoa; Chordata; Actinopteri; Cyprinodontiformes; Nothobranchiidae
Product: Golgi reassembly-stacking protein 1
Biological process (GO): Golgi organization
Cellular component (GO): Golgi apparatus
Molecular function (GO): protein binding
Source: RefSeq, a predicted model, not a curated record